AUACUAAUACAUGAUGUGAGUCUCUAUUUAAACCUCUCAGGCGUGUUAGGCUACAGAAAUAGCACUGAUUUUCUGGGUAGCCUUCAUUCCCUAUUUUUUUUGCACAAUGAAUCCUUCAAUUGUUGGAGCCAUAUUUUUGGAAUACCAAUGGUGCUUUUCUAUUUCUUUGAGGAGUACUUUACUUCAUCAAAUCCACUAAUGUAUGUGUAUCUCUUUUCCUGUCUCUGUUUUGUUUUGGGAAGUAGUUUCGCCCAUACAUUUUGCUGCUAUGAUAAAUUUUCUCGUGAUGCUUAUUUCACGGUAGAUUAUGUUGGCCUUGCCAUCUUCACUUGUGGCUCUGAGUUGUUCUCGAAGUCGGGUGCAUUAAGCCUUUCCUUUUUAGACACAUACCUCAUCUUCUUGUGCCUUUGCUCUAUGGUUUCUAUUUUCCAAUCUAUGUGGACUCGGACACUGUCUCCAAGUUUAUUGCGCAGUGUUCUUCGAGUUAGUGCUUUUGCAGCACCGGGAGUAAUCAUGUCUUCUCCUAUUGUAUACAAGAUUUACACAUGCUACUGCGGCGCCAACGCCUAUCCGCCUCGCUACUGUGAUUCUGCUCAAUUUUUAACCUGCAUUAUAUCCAUAGUCUUUUACGUCUCACGUUUUCCUGAGUACCUCUAUCCGGGCAAAUUUGACUACUUCGGGCAUAGUCACAAUGCCUUUCAUAUCGGUGCACUGCUUGGUCUUCACUACCAAAAGCUCGCUCUUUCACUUGACCUGAAAUUCGUCAAGGCACAUCAGAUCAUCGAGACUUCAUUGAAAAUUCCUCUUUUUGGUUUUUCACUGCUUUUCUUAUCCAUUUUCCUAUCAUGCAUGUAUUUCCGUCACCUUUUUACCGUCAAACCUUUCAAAUCCAAACUUUUGUAA
Hydatigera taeniaeformis is the source of this 903-nucleotide messenger RNA. Lineage: Eukaryota; Metazoa; Platyhelminthes; Cestoda; Cyclophyllidea; Taeniidae. The record is from the annotation of a GenBank genome assembly.